UUUACUAUUGUAAACAAUUCGAACUGUAAAAAGCUAAGAAAAGUUUAACUUGGUUAUUACAUGAUGAGUAGUACAACCACAAGAGUUAAACCUCAAUGUGUUUUACCUUAAUCUUUCUCCCUAAACAUGUUCACACAAAUGAUAUGUAGUAGUUUCUCCUCUGUUUUUUCCUAGGAAGCCUGCUUUGGGGACGUUUGGGUGCAAAAGAUGAUGCCUCCCUCAGAAGAUAAGGAGGCAUCCAACGGCCGAUGACAUUCAGUACUAGGCCUUCAGCUACUUCCUUUGGAGGGAUGUCAGGCCAAAACUCAAGUCGCUGACGCUCUGUAGCAAUCCUGGGUAGCAAGUUAGCAGAAAAUUUGUCACCCAUGGUGACCGAGCAGAAUGUCACACUCCUCAACUUUUGCAAGUCAUGAAUGCAACGAAAAACAAGCCCCCUGGUCAAGGAGUCGGGUAUCUUGGUCUCGCCUGUGAUCAUCUCAAACACAAAUGGAUGAUUACCUUCUAUCUGUAGGUAAUCAAUUCCUUCAGUUAUCGCAAAGUCAACUGCCCGGGAGAAAGCAGUUAAAUGUGCCACUACACCGUCGCUGACCUUGCCAGAAAGUCCAGCAAUGGCAGCUUUGAACACAGCAUUGUGAUCUCUCACAAAUUCACAAUGCAAGCAAAAGAACCGGUCCCUGAUUCUGGCUCAUGGUGACCAGCGAAGCUGAUCUUCCAUGCAUUAUUGGGGGGGGGUGGAGUCCAUGAAAUGUGCUGGGCAAUCACUAUCUGAUUAGCAAAUAGCAUAUCUAGGAGAGGGCUUGCAGCCAUAUUUGUUUUUUUACCGAAUGAGGCUACAGCUUAGCAACUAACACACAAUGGUUCCUAACUCGAACACAGAGACCCGAAUUUAUACCAUGAGUUUACCUAAUCUCCUCAUCCAAAACAGGUUACAUGCCAUUUCAGGUUAUAUGUUAUAAGAAAGGUAAAAAUCAUACUAUGGAAAGGGGCCGUUGAGUAUGGUCAAUUGCUUUCCAAAUGCGAGAAAUCUACCAAGUCUAGAUAUGCUAGAAACGGCAAGAGUCCGUUGCCAAUGGUGUCAUAAUUUUAUAACAUUUAGAGCGAAAAAAUAAUUGACAUUCUGAAUAAUGAACAUGACUAGAUUUUCUUUUAAAACUUGAGAACAAUUCAAAACUCACUUGUCGUAGAUGGCAAGGGGAUGUUGGCAACGCUCAUAUAACUUAUUGUCCAAGUUUAGUGGCUGUGUUUAAAUUUGAACUCUAAAACAUAAUUGAACAAACCAAGUAGGUAACUUCUUCCCAAAUUGCCGUAAGGAGGAAGGGUUAGGUUACAAAUAGCAGAAUAUUGUUGCCAAAUGGUAACAGGACUGCCAAAUUAUAACAGGUUGACAUCGAAUGCUUAAUUCAAAAGCUAUCAACAAGAAUAAUUUCAAGAGCUACGGACUCACAGCCAACUAAGUGUGAUUAGUAAAGGAAAUAACUUCUUCUUUAGCAAAUCAAGUUAUGGGGGUUUAUGUGGAACUUAAUUUUAUGUGUUCUUGAUAUUCAUAUGGCCUUCUAGUGUUCUUAGCUAGAACCGAAAGUCAGUACCUACUAUGUGUCUGCAAUGAAAUAUACGAGAGUAAGACAUGCCAGAAAAUAAGAUGGGCAUCUUGUCCUUGACGACAAGUGAAAAUUGUAUGCAGUUCUUUUGUUCCCAACUUCAGUAUGGUGUGUGUUUGUGGCCUUUCAGCCUCUGUGCCUUCGUGGUUACAUUGGCAAACAAAAACUCCUAGGUAUCAGGUUCAGUGACGAGCACGAACCAAGAGUUCAGCAGUUAUGAAGUUUAACUAAUAUCUCUUCUAGCUGAGAAUGCUUAGAGCAAGAUUCAUGUUUUUCAAGUUAAGGGUUCUUAAGGCGUUCCAUGACGAUGCAAAAGAAAAAAAUGCUAAACAUCUUGGGAUAGUAAGAGAUGAGCUAACCGAAACAAGAUUAAAAGUUCGAAAACUACAUAUCGAAGGACCCAUAACUUGCGGAGAAAUGCAGGACCUAAUACAGAGAGUGAGAGGGAAUGAAGUGUGCGGCUCUUUUGAGUGAGAAACAAGCAAAAUAAAGUUCAGAAAAAUCUCCAAUGUUCAUAUUUCUCCAAUGCCAAGCAAGCAUAUAUUCAAAGGAAGCUACAAAAAGUGAGAAAAUUUACUUGUACACCUCUCCAAAAACUGACACACUCUUUAGUAAUACAAACUAGUGAAGAGGAAUCUCCUUUAAUUAGUUUCCCUUUAUUUCCUGCCUAUAUGUAUAUAUUCCAAGUGUGUUCUUGGGAGAUGAUUAAAUUAAGCAGAAAUUUCAGUUCGGUUUUUUUGAGUGUUUUGGAUUUCAAGAUGUAUCGCUUGAGAUUGAGCAUCAUACCAAUUUUCUACAUCUCCAUUACAAUCACUACUUUCUCCAUUCUAUGUGUGCAGAUGCAAGAAGUUUUGCGCAAUUCUUUAAACCCCAAGACACAAAACUACACAAAAGCAAAUCAAUCCAUGAAUUAGAGAAGAACAAGCUGAAAGCAAUAAAUCACUUGGACUUACAUUUUGCGUUGGCUUCCCCAAAUAUUGAAUUCCAACCGUUCGAUGCCAGCUCUCCCUUCUCAUCGCCACCGUUGGAUUCACCAGCACCAGGACAUCUCCCUCUUCCGGCUCCAAACUCCGUAUCCCCACCAAUUCCUCCAAACCCAUCUCUUGCAAAUCCUCCUCCAUCUGGGCCCAUUUCCUCACCCAUCCCAAACCCACCACAAAAUGGGCCUAGCCCACACCCACCAACCACAAUCCCAAUCCCACCCAAAUCAGUCCUGAGCCCACCAGUCCUUCCGCCGCCAAUAGCUUUCCCUCCACCGUCCGGACCGCCAUCUCCUCCGCAGAAAAAGCCACCGCAGUUUGCCGUGUGGUGCGUGGUGAAGCCGACAGUGCCGGACCCGAUAAUCCAAGAAGCCCUGGACUAUGCGUGUGGGUCCGGGGCAGACUGCAAGUCAAUCCGUCCCAAUGGGUCCUGCUACCAGCCCAACACAUUGUUGUCGCAUGCUUCGUAUGCCUUCAAUAGUUACUGGCAGAACACGAAGAUCGCUGGAGGCACUUGUGACUUUGGAGGGACUGCCAUGCUUGUCACAGUUGAUCCAAGUUAUGAUGAAUGCAAUUUCUUCUUCAACGGAUGAUCUUGAAACAUAUAAUAAUUUAAAUAAAGAGUCUAACCAUCAAUCGCUACAUCAUGUAAGUUACAAAAUGAUAGUUUAAAAUUAUGGUCUCUCUAGCACCAAGUUCUGUUAACUUAAAAUUUUAUUUAUUUUUCAGAAGAGAUCUACACACUAUGUGUACAUCACAUUUCAUUUAGGAGGAGUUCCAUAUUUGUGAGUGCAAAUGGAACUUUGGCUGUAGAAGUAGUGGCACUUGAAAGUGAAGUUGUAUUGAUCUUCUUGUCUUCCAGUGUCCAUUUUAUGUACAUGGAAUAUACCUGUCGGCUAGCUGUUCCAUAUUCCCUUUGAGAUUUCAGAUUGUCCAAAAACUGCAUACACACAUAUUUCUUUGAUUUAGCAGGAUUAAAAAGAAGGGUGCUUUUAUUUCA
Messenger RNA from Pyrus x bretschneideri (Chinese white pear), 3578 nucleotides. Its product is annotated as protein TRACHEARY ELEMENT DIFFERENTIATION-RELATED 7A-like. The transcript has 3 exons. Lineage: Eukaryota; Viridiplantae; Streptophyta; Magnoliopsida; Rosales; Rosaceae. The record is from RefSeq and is a predicted model, not a curated record. Bases 2428 to 3171 code for a protein of 247 amino acids.